Erythranthe guttata (spotted monkey flower) is the source of this 816-nucleotide messenger RNA. The record is from RefSeq and is a predicted model, not a curated record. NCBI's taxonomy places the organism in Eukaryota, Viridiplantae, Streptophyta, Magnoliopsida, Lamiales, Phrymaceae.
AUGUUGAAGUUGCGGUCUCAUGCGAAGUCUACUUGGUCGGGGCCCGACGACUAUUAUAGUGUUUCACUCUUGGAGAGUACCGGGUUGUAUCACUUGCGUUAUUGUUCGCUCCCUCGGCACAAUAACCCGUUGAUAGAGGUUUUUAUCGAGAGGUGGCAGCCAGACACCAACAGCUUUCACAUGCCGUUUGGAGAGAUGACAAUUACUCUCCACGAUGUGCACUAUAUCAUGCAUUUGCGAGUUAGUGGAAAGCGCCCUAACGUUUGGAUUGAUAAGGCAGAUGCGAUUUAUGCGGGUGCGAGAGCGUUCGGUGUCGAGCCCCCAGUUAUGGAGAAGUGGUAUGGAGGCGGAUCCCGGUUAGAUGAUUUGGAUAGGAUGUAUGGCGACGAUUGUUCAUUUGCUUCCGAGUUUCGGGUACGAGCAUAUAUUGCGUACUUGCUUGGAAAGCUAUUGUUUGUCGAUAAGAGUGGAUCGAAGGUGAAAGCAGAUUUUUUCCCACUUUUAGAGCAUAUCGAUAUGAUUUCCGACUAUUCCUGGGGUUCGGCUACAUUGGCCUAUUUGUAUCGACAAUUGGGCAUGGCUACGCGAGCUGAGGCGGCGCAGAUGGGUGGUUGUCUGACACUGUUAGAGUGUUGGAUAUAUGAGUAUUUUCCGUGUUUCCGGCCUCCGAUGGUUAACGCACAUGUGAAUGGAGAGCCCUGGUGUAAGAGGUGGCAGGUGAUACAUCAUAUCCCUAAAGACGAGGAUAUACUUGUUGAUUAUCGUCGACGUCUUGAUUCUAUGCGUGCGUCAGAUGUAAGUAUGAAGUUUAAAUAA